UUAGCAAACGUUUUAGUGCAGUUGAUAUAUUAACAAUGCUAGGGAAAGAAUACUGUUCAGUUAAGAAGUUUGUCUCUCGUGGAUACCUAACGUGUUGAGAUCCGACUAACAAAUUUCAGUGUUUAGCAGUAUAACUUUUAUGUUUAUUUAUACAAUUUUAUACACAAUAAUAAAUAUGAUUGAUUAAGCAUUCAAAAUAACGGCACGUUUUUUUUAUAUUUGAAGGUGAUACAUUUAUAAUAGUAAGUUUAACAAUUGACAGAGGUGAUAAAACCAUGAAUGAAACAAAUACUCAUAUUUUACAACACUUAUACAAUGAGUUAAAAUCAGACAGUACGAUUGACUCGUGGCCAUUUGUUGAUUCGCCAUGGCCAAUAUGCAUUAUUUUAGCACUGUACUUGACAUUUGUACUCAAGCUUGGUCCAAAAUUAAUGAAAAACCGAGAACCAAUUAACAUUAAGUACAUAAUCCUAUUCUACAACUUAAUGCAGACUAUAUUUAAUAGCUACAUUUUGGCUUACCAAUUCAUUAGACCAAACGUUUUUAAUUAUUUGUGGAACCAUGCAUGUCAUCCUGAUUAUACCAAAAGUAACAUUGUACACGAAAUACAUAUUGCUUCAUGGUAUUUCGCCAUUUCAAAAAUCAUAGACUUAUUAGACACGGUGUUUUUUGUAUUGAAAAAAAAACAAUCACACAUUUCAUUUUUACAUGUUUACCAUCAUGUUAACAUGGUCAUCACUUGUUUUGUCCAUCUCCGAUUUGUCAAAAGUGAAAAUGCUGCAAUCGGUACCAUUGUUAAUUCAUUUGUCCAUGUAGUCAUGUACAGUUACUAUUUCUUAACAGCGCUUGGGCCAAGCUUCCAAAAAUAUUUAUGGUGGAAAAAAUACUUGACCCGUGUACAAAUAAUACAAUUUAUAUUUGGCAUACUUUAUUGUGUCGGCCUUUUCGUGUUUAAUUGCACUUAUUCUAAAUUAUUCAUUGCAUACAUAUUGGGAGACGUAUUCGUGUUUCUUUAUUUGUUUUUGAAAUUUUAUAAAAAAACCUACAAACCAAAAGGCAAGACCCAGUGAACCCGACAGCUCUAAAGACAUUUAAAUGUUUGUGUGUGUAUAUACUAUAUAUACAAUUUAUAUCGUUAAUUUAUCAUUAAUCAUUAAUGCGUAAGUAACGGUAAACGUAAUUCAAUAUUGAUUAAAGUAAAUAAAAUUAUGAUUUGUUUUAAAAUGUAAAAUUUAUAUAAUAUGCCAUUUAUAUCUUCCAAGCCAUUAUUAUAUUAAAAUUUAAAAUUUAAAACUUGAUAAUGUCUAUUGUUAAUAAAUAAAUGUAAGUUGUGAUUUCAAUUAAGACAUUUGUUAUGUUUAUGUUGCAAAUAUAGUUUAUUUCUCAUAUUUUGUGAGUGCAAUGUUUAAAA
Myzus persicae (green peach aphid) is the source of this 1411-nucleotide messenger RNA. RefSeq names its product elongation of very long chain fatty acids protein 4-like. Gene Ontology annotation, cellular component: endoplasmic reticulum membrane. Lineage: Eukaryota; Metazoa; Arthropoda; Insecta; Hemiptera; Aphididae. The coding region runs from base 276 to 1070 and encodes 264 amino acids. Gene Ontology annotation, biological process: fatty acid elongation, saturated fatty acid; very long-chain fatty acid biosynthetic process; fatty acid elongation, polyunsaturated fatty acid. The record is from RefSeq and is a predicted model, not a curated record. The transcript has 8 exons. Gene Ontology annotation, molecular function: fatty acid elongase activity.